Molecule: messenger RNA, 945 nt
Organism: Trifolium pratense (red clover)
Lineage: Eukaryota; Viridiplantae; Streptophyta; Magnoliopsida; Fabales; Fabaceae
Product: CCR4-NOT transcription complex subunit 9-like
Exons: 7
Coding region: 1-798 (265 amino acids)
Biological process (GO): mRNA catabolic process; negative regulation of translation
Cellular component (GO): CCR4-NOT core complex; CCR4-NOT complex; P-body
Source: RefSeq, a predicted model, not a curated record
AUGGCGAAUCUCCCCCCUCAAUCACCCUCUAUGAAGAAAGAUGAAUCGAAUUCCAGUGUAUGUUCCUCCAGCACUGAUUCCACCAGGAUGAUGUACGCAAAAAGUCUUGUAAUUGAAUUGAGCAAUCCCGAUCUACGAGAAAAUGCUCUUACUGUGCUCUCCAAGAUGACAGAUUUAUUUCAAGAACUCGCGCCAGUAUUGUGGAAUUCUUUUGGUAUUAUUGCAACAUUUUUACAGGAAAUAAUUUCAAUAUAUCCUGCAAUUUCAACUCCAGAUCUUACUCCACAACAAUCAGCUCGAGUAUGCAAUGUACUUGCCCUACUUCAGUGUGUGGCAUCCCACCCUGAGACAAAGAUAUCAUUUCUGAAAGCUAACAUUCCUAUAUAUUUGUAUCCCUAUCUUCGCACAACAAACAAUUCGGCACCGUAUGAGGAUUUGAGACUUGCUAGUCUUGGCGUCAUUGCUGCAACAGUGAAGGUUAAGACCAGAGAAGCCAUAGGUUUCCUUCUGGCAAGUGAAGUCAUGCCGCUGUGCCUCCAAAGUAUUGAAGUUGGCAAAGAACUGUCAAAAACAGUUGCAACAUUUAUUGUUGAGAAAAUUCUGUCAGAUCAUGUUGGUAUGGCUUAUGUUUGUGUUAUACCAGAACGCUAUCAUGCAGUAACCCGAGCUUUGGACAUGUUGGCAAGUGCUCAGAAUCAACCUUCAUCGCGGCUUGUGAAGCUUUUGGUUUCGUGUUAUAGUUAUCUCUCGGAAAAACAAGUAAUGUUUUUGCCGAAAACAAUUCCACCACCAUCUUAAGUGCUUCCAUUCAUGCCAUUUCCCUUCUUUACAAACUUCUAAUAAAAACUUAAAGAAGGGUUGUUUGGUUAUGCAUGAAACAACUAUUAUUUUCUAGACAUGUUUGUUUGAGAGUUGUGACUUUUAUUUGUUUCCUUUAAAUAACUA